AUGAAAACCCAAGCCGCAGUCCUCUUGCUGUUUGCCGGCCGGCCUGCAGCCUUGGACGGCUGUGAAAGACUUGCCCUGAGAAGGCGGCCUCCGGAGAAGCUGGGUCUCUGGGGAACGCUUACCGGGUGGUGCGGCCUCAUCUCAGGUUGCGGCCCAUGGGGGGAGGCCAAAGCUGCUUUGAAGAGUUUCGUGGUGACAGCCGUGGGCUUAAAAGUGAUAUUUGAUCACUUAGGCCCAGCUGAAUCCGCCCUCACGUGCCUGCAGGGACCCAAUGACCGAGACCCACGCUCUCCAUACGGUCGCAUGCGCUCACAGUGCCGGAGCUCGAGCGAGGCCCCGCCCCGGCCGCACGGUGCGUUCGCGUUAAUCCUCCCAAGAGGUCUCGGCCACUGGGGCUUCAGGUUCCUACCGAGCAUUGUUUCCGAACUCGGCCAAGAGAGCGUGUCCUGA
This is a messenger RNA of Rangifer tarandus platyrhynchus (Svalbard reindeer), 450 nucleotides long. The record is from the annotation of a GenBank genome assembly. NCBI's taxonomy places the organism in Eukaryota, Metazoa, Chordata, Mammalia, Artiodactyla, Cervidae.